Molecule: messenger RNA, 2058 nt
Organism: Acaromyces ingoldii
Lineage: Eukaryota; Fungi; Basidiomycota; Exobasidiomycetes; Exobasidiales; Cryptobasidiaceae
Product: zf-DHHC-domain-containing protein
Exons: 2
Coding region: 87-1964 (625 amino acids)
Biological process (GO): peptidyl-L-cysteine S-palmitoylation; protein targeting to membrane
Cellular component (GO): endoplasmic reticulum; Golgi apparatus
Molecular function (GO): protein-cysteine S-palmitoyltransferase activity
Source: RefSeq, a predicted model, not a curated record
CUAAGAGCAAGAGAGUAGAAAGAAGCGGGAGCUCGAAGUGUGUGUGUGUGUGUGUGUGUGUGUAUGCGCGCGCGACAUACGGUACGAUGGCAAGCUUCUCCCCGCACAGCGCCAAACAGCGCCGCAGCGGGUGUCUGCAGCGCACCAUGACGGGGGCGCGCUUCCUUCCGCUCGGCUUCAUCCUCUCGAUGCUCCUCUUUGCCUACCUUGUCCUCGUCGAUGUCCAUCUCCGCUACGGCAUGCUCCGGCGUGGUCGGUACAUCUCGUCGGCGAUCAACCUCGUCGUGGUCACGGGUCUCGAGGCGCUGACGCUGUGGGCGCUGCUCGUGGCCGUCUUCAAGAGCCCUGGCCAUCCUGCGGCGGGAUUCGAGGGCGAGGGCGGCCGCGCAUUUCGCGGUGUGGACGUGGACGAAGAAGAAGAGGAGGAGCAGCGGCGACAUGGCCUGGGAGGCAAGACGAAGAGGCACGAGAGCAGGUGGAUGAAGCGCGAACGAAAGAGAGAGUCGAGAGGCCUACCAUCGAGCUCCGACGACGACGAGGCUGGCGGCGAAGAAGCCGACGAAGAGCGGUACGAGGGGGAGGAGGAGGAGGAGGAAGGGGCAAAUGCAGACGAGGCACCCCUGCUCUCGUCUGCGGCCCAGAGGGGCAGCCGAGGAGGGCCGGCGUCGUUCCGGUACAACCACGCCAACACGUCCGUCUUUGGCGUCGAUGGCGGCCUCUCUGCGCUCAUUCCGGGAAAGCCCCAGGCGCCAUCGCGGACGGGCCGUGCGCAGCUCGACGAUGUGAUGCACGCCGUCGAGGAGGGACAAGACCAGGCACGGGGAGGUCGGGAUGAGGUGGAAGAGGGCAGCGGAUUGGCCUAUCUCGGUGGGUUGCAGGUGAAGAACACGGGGACAAGGCGAUGGUGCAAGCAGUGCAACGUCGAGAAGCCCGAUCGGGCGCACCACUGCAGCUCGUGCGGUGUAUGCGUGCUCAGGAUGGACCAUCACUGCCCCUUGUUGGCGAAUCGAUGCGUUGGGCUGCGCAAUCACAAGGCCUUUUUCCUCUUCUUGUGCUACACGGCUCUACUCUGCGUCUUUGCGUUCCAGGACAUGGCACGGACCAUUGUCCACUACGUCAACGAGGAGACCAAUGGCUUUGAGACGUCGCCCGUGACAUGGGCCAUCCUUCUCUUCAUUGGUUUUAUUUUUGGAAUGGCACUGUUUCCCUUUGCGGGCUACCACCUGUACCUCAUCCUCCGCAACCGCACCACGCUCGAGUCGAUGGAGGGCGCCGGACGAGUGAGGGUGCAGGCGCCGCCACCGAGCCCGCACUCAGCAGAUCGCGAAGAUGUGUCUGUUCGUCUGCGUCGCCUGGCGGGAGGCGAUGCUGCCGAGUCUGGCGGCGAGACGGCAGAGGCAGCAGAGGCAGCAGAGGCAGCAGCUGCAGCGCGGGUCGAAGCAUGGCGCCGCGACGAGCAGUUGACACGCGAGGAGCGUCGGGUGCUCAAGAAGGCCGGCAAGCUCAACAUCUACGACGUUGGCUGGCGAGGCAACUGGCACUACCUCAUGGGAAAAGACUGGAAGCUCUGGUUCGUCCCGAUCGGGGAGCCCGAGAGCGAUGGGUACAGCUAUCUGGUCAAUCGACCAACGCUCAGGGAGCUCGAAAAGGUCACGAGGGAGAUUAGGCAGCAGCAGGGGCAGAGGGCGGCAGGACUCAGUGCUGUAGCAGGGCUGCAGCAGUCGAUCGGUCUGGGUAGACGACCCCCAGCAGUCUCUUCUGUCAGAGGUCAGGCGAGGGUCUCAUCGUCAUCAUCAUCCUCGAUGGAUCCCAGUACAAAAGCAGCAAACAAGAACCAAGAUAGAAGAGAGAGCUCAACGUCCAAAAGCGCACAUGGUGUUAUCGAGUGGGGCGAGCGGCCCAAGAAAGACUUUUUGCUGUACGGCGUCGAGAGCGACGAGGAUGAGUACGGGAAUGAUCGGUAAUCUUCAUCAUCAUCAUCUGCAUUCAGACCUUUUGUUGGCCUUUGAUUUUUAGCCAAUGUCCCUUUAGAGUUUUGCCAAUCUCGCUCUCAGGACG